GCACACUCCCUGCCUCUCUCUCUCUCUCUCGCUCUCCCCCACUGUCUCGCAGAUUCGCAUGGCAUCCGAGACGAGGCGAAGAGGAUGAAGGGUGAAGCCAGGAAGGGUUUUCCGGCGAAGAUUCCGGCUUCAGUCUCCGCGCGAACGGGGAACCCGCCGUCUGGCCCGGCAGAGAGUCGGAAGCCCCAUUGCCGGAGGAGGCGCAGCGCCAGCAGGAUCCGGCUCAAGCGGGACGUCGGCGCCGGGGCUGGCGGAUCGGCCUGUGCCACCGGGCGGCGGUCCGGGGGCCCGGCGACGCCGCUGCUAACGUGGAAGUUCGACGUCGACGACGAGGGGAGAGGCGGGGGAAAGAAGAAGAAGAAGGCGAAGGCGCCGGAACGGAGCGGGAAGGACAAUGGAGAUGGCCGGUGGAAGGGGACGGAAGAGAAGCCUGCCAGGGUCAUCUCUGCUAGGAUGCUCGCCGCCGGGUUGUGGCGGCUGCAGCCCGUGGAGGUGUCGACCUCUGGCGGCCACGGUGCUCGUCGGGCCAUCCAUCGUCCGACGGGUUCCGAGGCUAUUGCUGGAUAUCUGGGGAAUGCCUUUCUCCAUGAAUCAGAUGCAAUAAAAUGUGCAUUAGAUGCUAGAGAUCGUCAUCCACAGGGUCCAGUUUCCGUCCCACAUAGGGCGAGCAAUUUCUUUCGGAAGCUUGAAUCAUCUACUUCAUUCCCCAAUCCUGCUAUGGAAAGGGCAACAAAAUGGGACGCCGCAUGCCCAAAAACGUCGGAUGAAAUCUACAGGUGCUAUAGCCAAUUGAAAUUUCUCGGAGAACAACACGAGCAAACUUCCUCCGUUGUUGCAAUUCUACAAUCAGAGCUUGAGCUGGCUAGAAGGCGCAUUCACGAGCUCGAGGUUGAGCGCAGAUCCUCAAAAAAGAAGCUUGAUCAUUUCUUGAAGAAGCUUGCAGAGGAAAAGGCAGCAUGGAGGAGCAGAGAGCAUGAGAAAAUACGGUUGGUGAUUGAUGGGGUGAAGGAGGACCUACAUCGAGAAAGGAAACACAGGCAGCGGCUGGAGAUUAUGAAUACGAAGUUGGUGAAUGAACUUGCUGAGGCCAAGUUAACUGCAAGGAGGUGCUUGCAAGAUUAUGAAAAGGAAAGGAAGGCUAGGGAGCUCAUAGAAGAGGUGUGUGAUGAGCUUGCUAAAGAGAUUGGAGAGGAUAAGGCCGAAGUGGAAGUGCUGAAGAGAGAAACGAUGAGAAUGAGGGAAGAGGUUGAAGAGGAGAGGAAAAUGCUGCAGAUGGCUGAAGUAUGGCGGGAGGAAAGGGUCCAAAUGAAAUUGGUGGACGCAAAACUGACACUUGAAGAUAAAUACACCCAGUUGGCCAAGAUCCAGGCGGAUCUUGAAGCAUUUCUAAUUUCUAGAACCUCUGUAGAUCCUCUUGAUUUGAAAAAGGCAGAGCUUCUCAAGGAUGCAGCAAGAUCAGUAAAUAUUCAAGACAUAAAAGAAUUCUGUUAUCAGCCUCCUACAUCGGAGGAUAUUUUCUCUGCCUUCGAGGACCACCACUCUGGUGAACAAAAUGAAAAGGAGAUAGAACCGUGCUAUGGUUUUGAACCUGAUGUGGGAUGCUACAGCCCUUCAAGUAAAUCCAAGAUUCACACUGUCAGCCCUGAGAUCGAUGGUCUAAUUGAAGGUGGUCUGCAGAGGUUCGAUCAGAAUGGUGGGAUAUUGGAGGAAGAUGGAAGUGUUUGGGACUCAGGCAGUCAAGGGGAGGAGCAGGGUUCUAGUAAUUCACCUGAUGGAAGUGAUCCAUCUGUCAAUGGGCACAACGAGGAGAGUAACAUCUCAGGGAGUGGAACGGAGUGGGAAGAGAAUGCUGAUAAUAUUUGUUUGACGCAAGAGGUUGAUAUACCUUGUUCGGCACCAGAAAAGCAAUCAAAAAAGAAACCUUCAUCAGUGUCUAGGCUCUGGAGAUCAUUCCCCAGCAAUGGGGAUCCUUUUAAGACUGUUCCAGAUGAAGACGCGAAAGGGAGGAUCUCUAACAAGGUUGCAUCUCCAGAUAGAGCAUCUGGUGACGGAGCUCUUACACCUCGGAGUAUAGGUCACUGGAGCUCACCUGAUACUGCGAACCCUCAUAUAACUCGAGGCAUGAAAGGUUGCAUUGAAUGGCCAAGGGGCAUCCAGAAGAGCUGCUUAAAAGCGAAACUGUUGGAGGCUAGAAUGGAGUGCCAGAAAAUUCAGCUCCGCCAGGCCCUUAAGCAAAAGAUCUGAGCGACAGUCCAUCUCUAGAAAUGUCAUACAGAAUGCCUGUGACACGAGAAAUUUUGAUUCUCCCCACAGUUCUUCAUACAUAUGAAUGCAUAUAUCGUUUCUCUUGUCGUUAUAAUGCUGUUCUCGCUCACUGGAGGCAUAUCAUUUCUAGUGGUCAUGAAAUGUUAUAUCUUUUGGCUAGCCGGAUUCGCUUUUCAUUUCAUUUGUAAAAACAAGUCAGACUGCCAACCAGGUGUCUGAUUAAAGCUCUGUACAACCGUCGUUUUGGGGUCUCACCCCAAUCUUCUUUUCUUGUACUACAGUAAAUUAUUUUUGCAGCAGGUAAAAUAUUUUUAUCAGUUACAUUAAAUUCUCUUGAUUGGUCA
Nymphaea colorata (pocket water lily) is the source of this 2609-nucleotide messenger RNA. RefSeq lists its product as uncharacterized. Bases 85 to 2244 code for a protein of 719 amino acids. The transcript is spliced from 3 exons. The record is from RefSeq and is a predicted model, not a curated record. Lineage: Eukaryota; Viridiplantae; Streptophyta; Magnoliopsida; Nymphaeales; Nymphaeaceae.